Molecule: messenger RNA, 673 nt
Organism: Mytilus trossulus (common blue mussel)
Lineage: Eukaryota; Metazoa; Mollusca; Bivalvia; Mytilida; Mytilidae
Product: ficolin-1-like
Exons: 4
Coding region: 102-650 (182 amino acids)
Source: RefSeq, a predicted model, not a curated record
GUAAACCUAAGGACUGUUCCUACUUGGACCCUAAACAUGACCCUAGUGGAGUGUAUAGAAUAUUUCCAAGCGCCGGAAAGGGAUUCAAGGUUUAUUGUGAUAUGAAGACCGACGGUGGGCGCUGGACUGUUCUUAUUAGACGAACGGAUGGCUCUCAGGAUUUCAAUAAAAAAUGGUUAGAAUAUGAAAAUGGUUUUGGAGACUUAAAUAAGGAAUUUUGGUUAGGGAAUAAAUAUAUUAAUACAUUGACGACAGCGAAAAAUACUGAAAUGAGAGUGGACAUGGAAAAUUUUAAAGGAGAAAAGAGGUAUGCUAAAUACUCAACAUUCAAGGUUGGAGAUGCUGGGUCGAAAUAUAAACUGACAAUCAGUGGAUUUUCUGGAAAUGCUGGCGAUGCAUUUCCACAUCACAAUGGGAUGAAGUUCACAACACCUGAUCAAGACAAUGAUCUUGCAAAUUUCAAUUGUGCUGUACACUAUAGCAGAGUUGGUGCUGGCUGGUGGUUCGGUAAAUGUGACAACGUCUGCUUUACAUUUUCUUAUGCAAAAAACAAGAAAGGUUUGACUGGAGAAAAUCUUAUACAGUGGGCAUAUUGGAAAGGUUCCGAAUACUCUUUGAAAUAUGCCGACAUGAUGAUACGAAGAAGUUAAUUGAUUGAUAACAAAAAUAAAUA